Molecule: messenger RNA, 6732 nt
Organism: Equus quagga
Lineage: Eukaryota; Metazoa; Chordata; Mammalia; Perissodactyla; Equidae
Gene: CCDC82
Product: coiled-coil domain containing 82
Exons: 8
Coding region: 261-1853 (530 amino acids)
Cellular component (GO): nucleus
Source: RefSeq, a predicted model, not a curated record
GGAAGGGGGUGGGACUCAUGUGAGGAGCUCGAGUGGUGACUUUGCGGGCUUCUGGCCUUUCCAGACCCUUGUUUUCUGAGUGCGGAGCUCGUCUAGAUUCUGGGGUUUGUGUCGUCCCGCGCACGUCAUCGCGAAGCUGUGUGUAAGGGUCCCGUUGCCUAGCUACGGUGCCCCUCCAUCCUGGAGGCAGAGUAGCGGACUGACAGGCGUGCUGCGUUGCGUACCUGCGUCCGGCCAGAGAGCCAGAGGCUUAAGUGAAAAUGAGACAUGUCAGAAGACGUGAAACAAGGAAAAAUUCUAGAACUCAAGAGCAUGAGCAGAAAUCUCGAGUUGAUUGGAGGCGGACUAAAAGAAAUAGUCUUUCACAAUUAUUUGAUAGUGAUGAAGAAUUCGAUAGUGAUGAAGAACUUGAUAGUGAUGAAGACCUGGAUAGUGAUGAAGAGCCAGAUAGUGAUGAAAGUGUUGACAAUCAUGUAAGUGUUGACAAUGAUGAAGAGCUUGAUAGUAACAGGGGGCUCGAUAGUAGUAAAAAGCCAGAAAAUGAAAGAGAGCUUAAAUUAAUUAAAGUUGAAAGUGAAGGAAACAGCUGUGAGCAUCUCAUUAACACUGGCAACAGUUCAACAUAUGAAGAAGAAAAGAACAAAAGCAAACCUAGAAGUAUUGACUUACCAGAGCAUGAAAAGCAUUCAGGUCAAGAGGAGGAGGAUCUCAACAAACACACUGGACAAAUAAUAGAGGAGGAUUUAGAAGAAGAACACGUUAGGCGAGGGAAGAGAAAAAGGACCUCCUCUGUGAUGUAUGACAGUGAUGACAGUGAUGACAGUGAUAUCCUAGCUGCAAAAGUAGGUGUUAAACGUCCACGGAGAGUGGUUGAAGAUGAAUGUUCUUCAGUGGAGAUGGAGCAAAAAGACCCUGAGAAAACUUUAGCUGCAAGAAAGCGACGACAACUCCAGAAGCUGAAAGAACUCUCAAAACAAAGAUCUCGUCAGAGACGCAAUAGUAGUAGAGAUUUUGAGGACUCUGAAAAGGAAUCCUGCCCAAGCAAUGAUGAAAAUGAUGAGGAGGAGGAGGAGGAGGCAGAGGAGGAUUGUGAAUCUGAUGAAGAUGGAGAUGAUUAUGUUAUUGAUGACUUUGUAGUGCAAGAUGAGGAGGGUGAUGAAGAGAAUAAAAGCCAGCAAGGAGAAAAAUUGACUACAUCACAACUGAAAUUAGUAAAACAGAAUUCUCUUUAUUCUUUUAGUGACCACUAUACUCACUUUGAAAGAGUUGUGAAGGCUCUUCUGAUCAAUGCUUUAGAUGAAUCUUUUCUGGGAACAUUGUAUGAUGGCACCAGGCAAAAAUCGUAUGCACAAGAUAUGUUGACAUCUCUUCAUUAUUUGGAUAACCGCUUUGUUCAGCCUCGUCUAGAGAGUUUAGUUUCUAGAAGUCGUUGGAAAGAACAAUAUAAGGAGCGGGUAGAAAAUUAUUCUAAUGUAAGUAUCCAUCCAAAGAAUACAGAAAACUGUUCCUGCCAGGCUUGUGGAUUGCAUCGCUGCUGUAAAUAUUCAGUGCAUUUAUCAGGAAAGUUGUAUAACACCAGGACUAUGGAAACAGAUGAUUUCAUGUCACAUGAUAAACAGGUGUUCACUGUUGGCAGAAUUUGUGCUAAUCGUACCAAAGUUUAUCAUCAACUGAGACAUUUCAAAUUCAAGCUGUACCAAGAAUGUUGCUCCAUUGCAAAGACAGAAGUAGUUGAGGAUGAACAGGUUAAAGAAACAGUGGAAAGAAUUUUUAAUCAGUCAAAAGAAAGUGGCUGGAUUAAAGAGAACAGUUCUUGUGACCUGAGAGUGAAGAAGCACCUGGUGCCAAUCUGAGGAAAGGAUCUCGGCUGCCAGUUCUAAUCCCACCCACAUCCUCUUCUUGAGGACAUGGGACUGAGCAGUGAGCACUGUAACUGAAGAUCCAGGGGAGUGCAGAGGUUUCGGGCCACGGCACUGAUUUUGAUUCCCCCGUAUCCUGUUGAUUACUAAAUUUGCUAUCAGGGAUAAAGUGGGGGUUUUGAAGAGUGCGCUGGGUUCCCGAAGAUCUGCUGGCAGCUCAUAAGCUCUGGUCUGCUCACAGAGCUUUUAGAAUUGCUUAUGGUACAUGGAAAGAACGCUAUUAUGAUUGCAAUCUUCUAAAACAAGUCUGCUUACAUGAAUGUAUAAGAGAGAACAUAUAGUAGAUUUUCAGGCAACUCAGAUCUAACAGUAUAUUUAAUCUUAGAAAAAAAAAGAAGGCUGACUUGAGAUCCAUUGCCUGGGUUAUUUAUAUCACAGGGGAAUUUGUAAAAGAGGAAGAUGAAAAAGAAGAGAGCUUAGAGGAUAAACUUAUGAGCAAAGGGAAAGAAAAAGAGAACAACAAAGCAGGAAGUCCGUAGGACAUGUCAUGUUCCACAGAGGUCUCCCGAUCUGGAGAAUGACAUCAAGAUUGGUUUCCCUUUUGACAGUUAGCCUCCACCACAAACUACCACCCAGUGAUCUCCUUGUCUGGCCCUCACAUCUUGACCCUUAAGUCAUCUUUCUCUCAUUUUACUCUCUUCAGUUUUUUAUCUUUUACUUUGCUUCUACUUCUCUCAUCCCGUGCUUCUCUCCCUGUCCUCUGUGCUUGUCCACUUGCCUUAGGGAGGAGCCAUCACUUGUCCAGUAAGCCCCAUCGUCAUUUUCCUAGGUGACUUAAAUUCUUAAGUGCUUCUACUGGUGUAUUUAAUUGUUGCCAAUCCUCUGGUGGAGUUGAAAGACCUAUUGGGAUACCAUAUAUUUAAAGAAUUGUAUACUAGGUGUAGAAAAAUCACUGCGCAUGUAUUAUGUAUAUUAUAUAAUAAUAUAUAUGGGGAAGGAUAUUAAACUUCUUGCAGAAAAAAAUAAAAGCAUUUCCAAAUUAUGUACCUUCGAGAAAACUUAACAAGGUUUAUAACAACAGAAGGGAUCCGGAAUAAGAAAAAAUAUUCUUAGGAAAAGAAAGCCAAGUGUUAUAUUAUGCUUAAAGAAUAACACUUAACAUCGGGCAUUGAAGGUGUUUCAAAAUUGUCCAUGUUUAGCACAGUAUGCACAUUUUUUUCACAUAAAAUAUCGAAGAGCUUUAUUUUCUCUUUGAGAUCUCUUUUACUUUGAAAGUAUUUUUCGAGAGACUUUCUCAAAAGAUUUCCUGGAAACUAAAGAAGUUUAUAACCAGUAUAAGCCUAUCUGCAGCUUUCCAUGCUGUGAUUAAAUUUCACAAUUUAUAGAGUGCUCUGACAUUUCUCAGCGUCACUUUGCCUGUCCCUCAGUGUGUGUGCCCUGAGUGAUAGCACGGCAUGUGUUCUGGGCAUGCAUGCUGCCUUCUCUGGCUGCAUCUCACGGCCACAGUUACUCUAACCCUUUAGAAUACCAGGGCUCAGUGCUCCUUGAAUGGCCAUAUCUGUGGCUCUGUCUGCUCUUACCUCCCAAUUAUUAUGUCAACCUCUUCUUUUACCUUCCACAAACUAUUUGUUCCUGUCCUUCCUCCCCCAGCUUGUGUUUCACACCUUGCUUUUUCCCUUACCUGACCCUCCUUCCUCCAAGCAUUUUUCUUCCAUGUCUCAGGAUAUCUCAGCAUUUCUUCCAAAGACUUGCCAACUAGAAUGCCCUCCUCCUUCUUCUCCUUCUUCCCAACUUGAACUAGGAUGAUCUGUUUUUAACCUAGUGAUAUUAAAGGGAUAGAAGCAAAUCAAGUGUAGGAAAAAAAAAUGACAAGAAAAUUAUCAUAAAACCAAAAUAUAUAAUAAAUAUAAUAGGAAUAUAUCUCAUUCUAAAUGAGAGCUGAAAAACAUAAUAUGUGCCACUGGCAAAAUUCUAACAAAUGUUUUUUCAUUAAGAAGAAAGUACAUAUGAUGAUGGGGUUUCCAGGGAAGUUGAAGAUAGGAUUGUUAGCAUGGGGUAAUGAAUCCAUGAACACCAGGGAGUGAGAAAAGUGUGUCAAAUAGAACUAUCAAGUUUCAGUUGUACAGUUGUAUUUAAAGUAAAUUUAAAUGUAUUACAUAAAGGUUGUUAUAUAAAUAAGAAUUUUAAAUUGUGAUUGGGUAUCCCACCCCUUCCCGAAACUUCCCCACUUGUUCUCUUCUCUUUCUUACCGCCUUUUAAACUUUUUUUUUUUCCUUUUUUUCUACCCCUUAAACUGUUGUUUUUCAAAACGUGGUCCUAAACUACCUAGGUCAAAAUCACCUAGAAGUUUAUGAAAAAUGUAUAAUGCCUGGGCUCAGUGCAGACCUACUGAAUAAGAAUCCUUGGGGGCGUUAAACCCAACGAUUAACUAAUUAGGUGAUUCUAAAGCAGAUUGAAGGUUGAGGGCCACUGCUUAAAAGUGCAUGUUGUACUGGAUUCUGUCCUCAGCCUCCUCUCUAAGCUCUCUCCCUUGGCAAACCCAUUCCUUUCUUCAGGUCUAACUGCCACUUCUGAGUAGAAGACUCCAGUCUCCUUCUUUUAUCUUCUGACCCCUUUCUCACACUCCAUUCCCACAAUUCCAACUGUUUUCCUUAGUAGGUCCACCCGGCGCUCUAAGGGGUUGACAUAAUAAGACCCUAACUCUCCAAAUUCUUAGUAGAGAAGACUGAGGGAAGCAGUCUCUAGGGGGAGAGAAUGCCCAGGGAGUACUAACCUCCUCUGUCUGAGGUUCACUGCCCUGCAGAGGUUUAUUUUCACACUAAAGCUGCACCCUGCCCCCACCCUUUAAAUCUCAAAAAUAGCAUGCUAUUUGCUAUUAUAGAUAUUGCUAUAUUGCUAUAUAUAGAUAUUGCUAUAAUCUCCAAAUGGUUAAAAGCCUGGGUUUAAAUAUUUUUUAGCAGUAGAAUUUGGGAGAAGAUUACUUUAUUUCUCUAAGCCUAAAUUUUCUCAUUAGUAAAAUAGGAACUAAAAUAAUAAUUAUUUAGGGUUAGGGUUUUGAUUGUAGAGAUUAAAUGAGUAACACAUUUCAAGCAUUUAGUAUAGGACCUGGAAAUUAGUAAUUGAUCAAUUAAUGUUAGCUAUUAUUUGUAAUAAAAACCAGGAGAUGUUUUCCUUUCUCUUCUCAGUGUUGCUAAGAUAGAUCGUAAUUUCCCAAAAGAAAUUUGAUAAAUAAGACAAAAAAGAAUGUAAAGAGAAUAUAAAAAGUAUAAUAACAGUGAAACUUUUAAGGUAUAAGUUUCUAAUUCUUGAGUAAUUUACUUAUAUCUAAUAGAACCUGAGUUCUAGGUCAAGAGAAUCCCUAAGUAGUCCAUAGAUUUUUUCCCACCUGUUCUUUUCUUUGUUCUUUCCAGAGAAAGUGAUCCAGUCAGAAUUCUUUGUCUGGGGCUUGGGGCGGGAGACGAGGGGGCUGUUCAUGGCCCUGUCUGAAAGGAAAACACACUCCUCAUAUACACUUCCAUAGGUCCCUAUUACCACAAAAGUCAGAGGCAUUAGGAGCCUCUCUCACCUCCUUGGGAGUAGAACUAGAGCUCAUAAGUAGAGUUAAGAAACCAUCAGGUCAGUUAAUCUGCUCAACUGAGGUAAGCACUUUGAACUGUUACCAAACUUGAAAUCUCCAAAUCAUCCUCACUCAUCUCUUAUCUACCCUGGUCUUUACUCUUCAUCUUCAUUGCUCUCACUCAAAUCUGGGCUCUCAUUACCUAAAUUAUUACAGUAGACUCAUAACUAGUUGCCGUACUAUUCUAGAAUGGAUGGUUUGCCGUUUUUCUUAUAGCUCAGAUCAUGUUGGUGUCCUGCCCUGACACCUUUAGCAGCUUUUCAUUGCUGUCACAUUAUUGCUAAACUCCUUAACCUAGUAUUUCGUUCUUCUUAUUCUUUGACCUCAGCCUCUUUGGUUUAGUCUUCUGUCUCCCUGUUCCCCUAAAAACCUCAGAUUGUGGUCAAAUCCUGAAUUUUCUUGUCUUGUCACUGUUGUAUAGACAGUUAUCUCCUACACAAAACUCUCUCCACCAAAUCUUUGCCUACCAAAUCUUUCUUCCUAGGACAGCUUAAAUGCCAGUCCUUCCCGGUCACCUCAGCUAACCAUGACCUCUCUUCUGAACCCUCAUAACAAUGUCUCUGCUUCUUUAUGGCCCUUGUUAUUGAUUAUCAUUGGUGUAUUACUUCUGAACUCUGUUCUCCUUAGGGGCAGGGAAAGCAAUUUUUUUCUUGUACCUAGAUAAUCAUUAGCAGAGUAUUUAAUAUACAUUUUGCAUUCAACAAAUUUUUGUUGAAUAAAUUAUUGAAGUUGUCAUACUUCUACUAUAAAUAUGAUAGAAAAAUUUUAAUUUACUGGAAAAUUAUGAAAUUAAUAAUAGUGUUUAGUUUGAUCUUUCUCCAGUACUUUAUAUGAGUUAGAAAUGCUUAUUUGAAACUGAGUCCCUGCUUAUAACAAAAAGAUUACCAUGAAGUGAACUUUUUCCUGUUUGUGUCUGUAGAUUAAAAAGGCCUAGUUUAUCUUCAUUGCUUUGAGUAAAAUAACUAGCUUUUUUAUUGUAUACACAGAAAUAUGGGAAACUUCAAGAAUAUCUCAAUUCUGCGGAUUACUUUCAAGAUGAGAAGUUUGACUAAAUUGUAACACAUUUCCUUCAGAGAAGAUUUUGUAAAUCCUGUAAAUGUGAAGAUCAUGGGUCUUGUUUAUCUGUAUCAUGUGACAUAUCUAUAUAUUUUAUGUAUAUCUUCAUGGCAAAAGAUCUUGUUUAAAAUAUAUGUUCAUCUUAAUUUCCGUGAAAUGGAAAUUCCACUCUACAGUCUAAUAAAAUUUUUAUCUGCUGUA